ACUGUCGUUUUAUACGGCUCUGUGGAGACGCGUGAGGAGCUCGCUGUGAUACAGCCUACGUAGCCGUAGACGCUUCACUAGCCACGGCCCUCUUUUAAAGUUCCUGGGGGACGAGUGAAGGAACCCGGACGAAUCGAAGGAAAGGGGCCACGGUUGAGCUCGCAGAAGAAAAAGCAAUUACAUUUUAUUCACCCCAGAAAGACUAUCGUCAAACCAAAGACAAGGUGCAACACGGAAAACCAAGGUCUUGACUGCCCGAGAACGUCAGAAAAUAAAGAAAAUGGCGGAACCAGACAAAUUAAACAUCGACUCUAUAAUUCAGCGUCUGUUGGAAGUCAAGGGCUCUCGACCGGGGAAGAACGUCCAGCUGACGGAGGGUGAGAUCCGUGGCCUUUGCCUGAAGUCCCGUGAAAUCUUCCUGAGCCAGCCCAUCCUGCUUGAACUAGAGGCUCCCCUCAAAAUCUGUGGCGAUGUCCACGGUCAGUACUACGAUCUGCUUCGGCUGUUUGAAUACGGAGGCUUCCCCCCAGAAAGCAACUACUUGUUCCUGGGGGACUACGUGGACCGAGGGAAGCAGUCACUGGAGACCAUCUGCCUGCUUCUAGCCUACAAAAUCAAAUAUCCCGAGAAUUUUUUCCUGCUGCGUGGAAACCACGAAUGCGCCUCCAUUAAUCGAAUCUACGGCUUUUAUGACGAGUGUAAGCGGAGGUAUAACAUAAAGCUGUGGAAGACCUUCACGGACUGCUUCAACUGUUUACCUGUGGCUGCCAUAGUAGAUGAGAAGAUCUUCUGCUGUCACGGCGGCCUCUCUCCUGACCUUCAGUCCAUGGAGCAGAUCCGCAGAGUCAUGCGACCCACAGACGUGCCUGACCAGGGUUUGUUGUGCGACCUGCUGUGGGCCGAUCCAGACAAAGACGUGCUGGGCUGGGGUGAAAACGACCGCGGCGUCUCCUUCACAUUCGGGGCGGAUGUGGUGGCCAAAUUUUUGCACAAACACGACAUGGACCUAAUAUGCAGGGCACAUCAGGUGGUGGAAGACGGUUAUGAGUUUUUCGCUAAGAGGCAGCUGGUCACCUUAUUCUCUGCUCCCAACUACUGUGGCGAGUUCGACAAUGCCGGCGCCAUGAUGAGCGUGGACGAGACCCUCAUGUGCUCCUUCCAGAUUCUGAAGCCAGCAGAUAAGAAAUUGUAUCCUUACAGCGGAGCGGGAGGGAUGGGAUCUGGGAGGCCGGUCACCCCGCCACGAAAUUCGGCUAAGGCCGCCAAGGCUAAGAAAUAACAGCCGCUGGAUUCCCCUCCCGCCACCUGCUUCCCCUCUGUCCGCAUCACACUUUUACUCCUCCAUUCCUUCAAACUUGUUUCACCCGCGGCGACAAAGCAGACAAAGUGUCCACGGUUCAAUCAUGCUUUUUCCUCUCUAAAACAAGUUUUUACUGUUUUGCGUGCAAUUUGGUUUGUGUGAGUGUAGAAAAAGUGGGAAUGAUUGCGAGGGAAUUGCUGCAUUCUGUAUGUAUGUUUUUAUUUUUUAUUCCUCCCGUAACCCUCUGUUUUGUUUUCCUAUCAUUUUGUAGCGAUAGGUUCUUCCAUCUGUGAUGUUAUUUCAACCCCGGGGGCAGCGUGGGAGGGGGAGAGGAGUCUUAACCGUCUGUUGGGGCUCUGCACUGUCUAAUGCUAAACACAAGCCUUUGGACAUCCUGUUUCAGAGGUCUGUCUGUCUGAUGGGAGGAGGGAGGGAGGACGGGUUUGGGAUCAAGUUGCACGGUCAAACGAUAACGGCACAUACCACACGCACUGGGCACACAGGUGCAUAGAUGUGCAGCUGAAUUCUUCCAGAAAUGGAUUCACAUUGAUAUAUAUUUUUCUUUUCCCUUUUCGUAAACCAAUGAUUUGAGAACGCAGUCAUCGUUGUGAAGUAGUUUUGCUUCUUUUCUUUCUUUUCUUUUUUUCUUUUGUAGAUACAUGAAACCUACAUGGUUGGACUUCUUUCUUGUUUUUAGUUCACUGCAAGUUAAAGAUGAAAUAAAAAUAUCCAUUUAUUUGAAUCACGCCAUCAUGCUGA
Molecule: messenger RNA, 2059 nt
Organism: Gasterosteus aculeatus aculeatus (three-spined stickleback)
Lineage: Eukaryota; Metazoa; Chordata; Actinopteri; Perciformes; Gasterosteidae
Gene: ppp1caa
Product: protein phosphatase 1, catalytic subunit, alpha isozyme a
Cellular component (GO): cytoplasm; nucleus
Molecular function (GO): protein serine/threonine phosphatase activity
Source: RefSeq, a predicted model, not a curated record